Molecule: messenger RNA, 1828 nt
Organism: Planococcus citri (citrus mealybug)
Lineage: Eukaryota; Metazoa; Arthropoda; Insecta; Hemiptera; Pseudococcidae
Exons: 7
Coding region: 530-1747 (405 amino acids)
Molecular function (GO): protein binding
Source: RefSeq, a predicted model, not a curated record
UCGCACGUGAACGAAUAAAUUGAUAUUUCUUUUUGAAAAAUACACGAAUAAAUUGAAAAAAAAACUCUUCGUAGAAAAAACUCGUUUGACCCAAACGCACAUUGAAAAAUUUGAGUGAAAAGACCAAGUACGUAACGCGAGUUCUUCAUCAUUACCUACCUACUUCUUUUUAUUCUUCUCUAUCGAGAACGAAGCAAAUAAAAACAAAAUUGUCCCUAUUAUUCAAUUAGGUACCUACAAAACAAAUUACCCAAUUAUACCCGAAGGUAAAAAAAUCACAUCACAUCAAAAGAGUUGUUAAGCAGAUAUUUUUGUACUAUAUUCUAAACCGUAAUUCCCAUUCCCUUUUAACUAGAUGCCAUCAGCUGAUGUUAUUUCAUGGCAAUUUUUUAUCUGGGUAUUUAUUUCAACGUCAAGCUACUUAGAUACUUGCUAGUAUUGUUAUUAUUUUUAUUGCAUUAAUGACGUCCUAAACGAAAGUUUGAAAGAGAAUCGUGAAAAUAAAUUCAGUAUAUUUUAUCAUUUGAAAAUGAGAGAAAGUAUUAUAGAUAAACUAGAGAGCUACUUAGAAAUUCUACAGUUACGAGCCGAACCAGAUUUCAGGGCUGUGAAAUUAUACUGGGAGUACCCAAAACAUGGAGGUAAUUUUUACGGAUUUCAAAUACAUUAUUGCGAAUUACAAGCUUGGGGACCGAAUAGAUGUAGAACGAAGGAAGUUGACAAGACGUCCGGACUGGAAUCACUCGUUAGUAAAAAAUUUCAAAUGUAUUCUGUAAUAAUUGGUUCACUUAGAAUGGCUACAAAUUACUCAUUUGAAGUAAGACCACUAGAGUCGAGACACGAGUCACAAAAUGCCAAAGAAUAUGGGAAAACUUUAAUAGUGCCUACGAAAGGAUUUUCAGCAAAAGCCAGUCUAUGUUUACCGGACGUGAGCGAGGUGGAAGUAUCCACUGGGCCUUAUUUCGGCGGUAGAAUUGCUGUAGAGAGUUCCAACGGAGCAAAAUCCGAAAGCUGUUCGGUAGGAGGCGAUGCGAGCAGUGCUAGAGAUACUUAUACGUUGAGAAUAGAGCAUAAAUAUUGCGGCAGUAUGGUCAACAGAACUACUGUUUCAACUUUCAUUCUAGUUCAAGAAACAUUACCUAUAUUAACGCAUAGUACUCGUAGGUUUUUAGUAUUAUGCACAUUCCAGCCAGAAACUCUAACCGUUAGAGCUGGGAUCAAUUUACCUCAUACUGGCUUAGGUAAUCAUAUGGGAGCAACUUCAGCCAUGCCGGUUAAAAACGAUUACACGUUCACUAAUGAAAUUUUAGGCAACGAUGUACAAGCUGCUUCACUAAUGCAAGUUAACGACGCUGGUCACCAUUCUAGAAGUUUCAAAGAACAUUCAGAUCCUCAUUAUUUAUUAAUUUCGGCUCUUUUUCUAACGAGCAUCAUCGGCAUUGCCCUUACAAUUUGGUGGAUGGUUCCUCUGAAAAGAAGUAUUUCCUUCAGAAGUAGAAAAUCCAAUUUAUCAAUAUUUUCAAGUGAUUCGUCAGCCUACGAAAAUUACUCCAAUUCUAUGCGCGAUAAUGUUUCAAUCACCGAUAUAGAUUUUGGGAAUAUUUUAGAAGAAAAUAAUUACGCAGUGUCCGAAGGAUGUAGAAAUGAAGUCUUCAAUCCUGCACUAAGUACUCUCAGCAAUGAAACGAAUUCCUCCAGCAGUCAAAUUACUGUAUCGAUUGAGGAACAAAGUCAAUCUGAAGCUUAAUUUUUUAUCAUUGCCAUAAUUUAUUUUUUAAUUUUGUAUUUAAAAAAAAAACCUAAAACAAGAAAAAAAAGUAACGUAAUA